Abrus precatorius (Indian licorice) is the source of this 525-nucleotide messenger RNA. RefSeq lists its product as uncharacterized. NCBI's taxonomy places the organism in Eukaryota, Viridiplantae, Streptophyta, Magnoliopsida, Fabales, Fabaceae. Bases 1 to 525 code for a protein of 174 amino acids. The record is from RefSeq and is a predicted model, not a curated record. Gene Ontology annotation, molecular function: zinc ion binding. The transcript is spliced from 2 exons.
AUGUCGCUUGUUGCAGAGGACAAGUCUGAAGUUGAUGUCGUGGUUGACAUUGACAAUGGUUGUUCUGACGAGCAGCAAAGGUGUUCCGAGAUUGUGAGAGUGGUAGCUGAUGUGAAGGUGCAUUUGGCUAAGGUGGAAAGGGAUUGCAGGAUUUGCCAUCUCAGCAUGGAUAUGACCAACCAUAACCAUGAAUCUGCCGCUCCCAUUGAGCUUGGAUGUUCUUGCAAAGAUGAUUUGGCUGCUGCCCACAAACAAUGUGCUGAGGCUUGGUUCAAGAUCAAGGGUAACAAAACUUGUGAAAUAUGUGGAUCCAUUGCACACAAUGUAGCUGGUGUAAUUGAAGCUGAAAUGACAGAAGAAUGGACUGGAGCAAAUGAUGGAUCCACCAUACCACCAAAUGGACCUGCCCCUGCUGCAGAAACUCGAAAUUUCUGGCAGGGUCAUCGCUUCUUGAAUUUUCUUCUUGCAUGUAUGGUAUUUGCUUUUGUCAUAUCCUGGCUUUUUCACUUCAAUGUGCCCUCAUGA